This is a messenger RNA of Daktulosphaira vitifoliae (grape phylloxera), 785 nucleotides long. RefSeq names its product H/ACA ribonucleoprotein complex subunit 2-like protein (gene NHP2). Gene Ontology annotation, molecular function: box H/ACA snoRNA binding. The record is from RefSeq and is a predicted model, not a curated record. The transcript has 2 exons. Gene Ontology annotation, biological process: snRNA pseudouridine synthesis; rRNA pseudouridine synthesis. Bases 236 to 679 code for a protein of 147 amino acids. NCBI's taxonomy places the organism in Eukaryota, Metazoa, Arthropoda, Insecta, Hemiptera, Phylloxeridae. Gene Ontology annotation, cellular component: nucleolus; box H/ACA snoRNP complex.
GUAGUAAAAACUAUUGACAGUCGAGCACGUGCAUUAAUAUUUGUUGCAUAAAAAAUUAUUUUGAGUUUAUCGUAUAAAAAUUUUAUUUGUUAAAUAGUAUUGUGUGACUUAUUCUAACUUGGAAUUUCUGUUUUUAAAAUUGGUGUUUUCGUAAUUGUUAAAUGAUUUUUUAAUUGGAAAUCAACUUUGGACUUUACCAUCAUUUUUAAAGCAUUUUAUUAUUAAUAAAAUAAAAAUGACAGAAGAUACAAGUGUUGUUGAAACAAAGGAAAAAGUUUCAUACAGUGCAAGAGUUAAAUUCCUUAAUAAAAUUGCUAAACCUCUAGCUUCUAAAUCGUUAACAAAAAAAAUUUAUAAAUUAGUGAAAAAAGCACACAAAGAAAAAACAUAUUUAAGAGUUGGUUUAAAAGAAGUACAAAGACGUAUUAGAAGAGGUGAGACAGGUUUAGUUAUAUUUGCUGGAGAUGUUACACCAAUUGAUAUUAUGAGUCACAUGCCUGGAAUUUGUGAAAAUAAAGGUUUGCCUUACUGUUAUAUUCCGUCACGUGAAGAUUUGGGUUCAUCUAUGGGAGUUAAACGAUCUGCAGUUAUGGUCCUUAUUCGUAAACAUGAUAACUAUGCUGAUUUAUAUGACGACUGUAGUAGUGAGAUAAAAGGAUUACCACUGGAUUUUUAUUGAUUAUUUUGUAAUUUUCUUUUAUUAUUUUAAAGUAAUGUUAAGAAAUGAUGAUAUAAUAUAACAUAAAUAAAAAUAACUUUUAAAAUAAAGUAUUAUAAAAAAUGAA